AUGAUAGAAAUGGAGCCAUCUGAAGAACCACUUGAUUUAAGAACUGGAUGUGGCAGUUCGUCUCAAGUUUUGAAAAACUAUGAAAAUAAGUACGAACAUUAUGUGAAGCGGAGACCGACAUAUUUAGAACUAGAAUUCGGGCGUUUUGUCCGAAGAUUAACUCACGAGUUACUCAACCCUGAUCUUUCAAUUACUCAACAAUCUAAAGAACAUUUAACUCAAAUAGAAGAAGCUUGUAAAAAUACAUUUCCUCAAUUUGAUUCACAUCAAAUCAGAUUAAAAAUACGUGCUCAGCUGAAACUGUAUAGACGUAAUUUGAAAAGGGUGGAUAAGAAAAUAUCAAAACUUGGUCAACCCAUAUCAUCCCUUAAACCAAUAUCAUCUAAUUUGAUAUUCAACUCAAGUAUGUCGAACAUACUGUAUCCAAUUUCAGAGAAUACAGAUAAUAUGAUAUCUGAAAUGGGACUUAAUCACUUAAAUGCAACAUUCAACACUUCUAUAGAUAAUAAAAAUGAUAAUGAUAUAAAUAUGAUAAACACUGAUUAUAUUUAUUUACCAAAUAAUUCUAUCUCAAAUAUUCCUUUUAUUUAUCCAAUCUCUUUUAAUCAACCACCAUUAAUCUAUCAUUCAAUACAUAAUAAAUCUAAACCAAUCAAUUCAACUUGUGUAGCUGAUUUAUCAUCUACAACAAAAUAUUUAGUGCCAACAGUUUCAAAUAUUACAACUGGUACAUUAUCAAUGUCGUCUACAACUACACCAUUGCCAGUCUUCUCAACACCAAAUACUACUACCAGUCUGUUAUCUUUAUCUCUACGUGAAAGUGCAAGUCUUCUUAUUCAAACCGCCAGAUUAUAUAAAAUGUUCAUUCAACCUAAUCAAAGCAUUAGCAAUAAUCACCAGUUAAGCAUUUCCAAUUCCCAAUAUAUAAAUAAUAUAUUUCAUGGUGUUUAUUAUUCGCCAGAACUAGAAGACUUAACGAAUAUCCCAUUAAAUCUUGAACAUAAACUAUCCAAAACCAAUUUACAACCAAAAUAA
Messenger RNA from Schistosoma rodhaini, 1035 nucleotides. Lineage: Eukaryota; Metazoa; Platyhelminthes; Trematoda; Strigeidida; Schistosomatidae. The record is from the annotation of a GenBank genome assembly.